ACGGAUCGGUACGGAUCAGUCCGUAAAUAAGGUUUCGAAGGAUCAAGUCCUUACUGCACGUGGCGUCUGAUGGUUGGCCCGGCGAUAUGUUGUGUUGGGUUAUGUCGAGAAAAAAAAACAUUCGCGACCGAAGGUUAGAAAAAAAAUCAGAGCUCUCGACGAAAGGCGAUUUCUCUCCAUCUUCGAUUUCUCUCCAUCGUCGAUCUUCAAAGGCCAACGAACAUGGGACAAGACUAUAGCUACACGCAGCCUUCAUCAGAGGAGUUCGACAUCAACUCUUUACUUGAAGCAGAAGCUGCUCUCUACGGGGAUGAAGCUCAGAGUAGCUACAUAAUUGCAGAGGCGGAUCAGUACCCACCAGAACCUGAGGCUGAUGAAGGAAUACCGAGGACAUGCUAUUGCGGUAGUGAGGUUGUUGUUGAAACCUCGUACACUCGUAAAGAUCCAGGAAGGAGGUACUUCUCCUGCAACAACGUUGACGAUGGAGACUCUCACAUCUGGAAAUGGUGGGAUGUGGUGAUUCAAGAAGAGCUUCGUGAAACGCAGACACAACUUAGGAUGGUCAAGGAUCAAUUCUUUGAGAGUGACCAGAAGGUGGCUAAGCUUGACAAGAUCGUGGGUGUGUUAACUAAGAAGACAUCAGUGAUUAACUAUGGUUUGGCAAAGGGAGUUAGUGUACUGGUGUUGGUGAUACUGGUCAUCGUUAUGGGCUGGAAGAGCUUCGGAGGUUUUAAACAUCAGUGUCAGAACUCGAGAAGGGGUUGGCAGGUAACUUGUUUCACGCUUACUUACUAGUUUCAGUAAUAAAAAAAAACUUAUCUCUUCAUGCUUUAAUUGUUUUUAAUGCUAGAUUUGAUAGAAUCGUACUUGUUAGGUUUAAGUGUAGCUAGUGUAGAACUUAUUAGUAUAAUUAGAGUGGUGGUAAAUGCUUGUUUGCUUUCUAUCUGCCUAACAACUCCAAAACUAAAUGCGAACUUACUUUCUAUUGGUUACUUAAGGGUUUGUGUUGCUAAUAGAGUAACAGAAACCUAUAAUCUAAACAUGAAUACCACAACUGGCUUUGUUAAUCUAAUGUAUAGUCAAUCUUCAGUUGAUCUUGAGUCACCCGAACCAGCUUGGUUCGGGUCCCAAGGUCCUGAUGAGUUUGUUUUCCACCCUGGUGUCGAGUCUUCUUUCCAACCUGGUGUCCAGUCUGCUGUGCAGCCUGGUGUCCAGUCUGCUGUGCAGCCUGGUGUCCAGUCUGCUGUGCAGCCUACUGUCGAGUCUGCUAACAAAGAGAGGAGGAAAUGGUCUCCUAAUGAGGAUAAAAUCCUCAUUGGUGCUUGGCUUAACACCAGCAAAGACCCCGUUGUCAGCUGUGACCAGAAAGCUGAACGUUUCUAGAAGAGAAUUGUUGACUACUACAACGCAAGCCCUCAACUGGUUGGGACAGUACCUAGAGAGCUUGGUCCAGCGAAGCAGCGGUGGGCUAGGAUUAACGAGCAGGUCUGUAAGUUCGUUGGAUGCUAUGAGGCGGCGUUGAGGGGGCAGAGAAGUGGUCAGAAUGAAGACGAUGUGAUGAAAGCUGCCCUCGAAUCAUUCUUCAACAUUUAUGAGCACAAGUUCAGCCUCGAACAUGCGUGGAGGGAGCUGAGGCAUGACCAGAAAUGGUGCACCACCUAUAUGGUUAAAGAUGGUGGGAAGGAGAAGCGCAAACCAGUGGUGGACGUUGAUACAGAAGAUGAUGUUACCGAACCUGAAAGCAGACCAGUUGGUGUGAAAGCUGCUAAAGCAGCUGGUAAGAGGAAGAAGAGUGGCAAGGAAGAAGAGAUGUCACAGCUUCAGUCCAUCAUGGAAAUGAAAGAAAAGCUCUCUAAACAAAAGAUUCUAGAACGUUUACUUGCCAAAAAAGAUCCUCUCUCCGAGAUGGAAGAAUCUCUUAAACUGAAACUCAUGACUGAGAUGUUAUGAUGAUAUUUAAGGUAUUAGGUUAGUUACAUGUAGUUACAUGUAGUUAGAUGUAGUUUCUAUUUGUAUCACAUGUCGUAUUACUUUAUUUAUUUGCUAACUCUUGUCUUUUUUUUUCUUUCAGGA
Messenger RNA from Brassica napus (rape), 2073 nucleotides. RefSeq lists its product as uncharacterized. The transcript is spliced from 3 exons. NCBI's taxonomy places the organism in Eukaryota, Viridiplantae, Streptophyta, Magnoliopsida, Brassicales, Brassicaceae. The record is from RefSeq and is a predicted model, not a curated record. The coding region runs from base 223 to 795 and encodes 190 amino acids.